Messenger RNA from Penicillium soppii, 1413 nucleotides. RefSeq names its product glycoside hydrolase family 76 protein. The transcript is spliced from 3 exons. Gene Ontology annotation, molecular function: mannan endo-1,6-alpha-mannosidase activity. Gene Ontology annotation, biological process: fungal-type cell wall biogenesis; carbohydrate catabolic process. The record is from RefSeq and is a predicted model, not a curated record. Lineage: Eukaryota; Fungi; Ascomycota; Eurotiomycetes; Eurotiales; Aspergillaceae. The coding region runs from base 1 to 1413 and encodes 470 amino acids.
AUGCAUUUCCUCCGAUGUCGGUCGACCCUCAGCUCGCGUCAAAUGAUGCCUACAAUCCUUUCUAGGUGGCUGAUCACCAUUUCAGUCUGCCUUCUCGUACGAACCGCACUCGCGAUUGACGUUAGCCCUGAUGACGAGACCUCCCUCAAAGAUGCCGCCAAGACCGUUGCCUCCGCCAUGAUGGAUUUCUACAACGACCGCGACUCGAAAUCUAUUCCAGGCAAAAUGGACGAUACCUGGUGGGAGGGUGGUUCGAUGUUCAUGACCCUCAUCCAGUACUGGUAUUUAACGGGCGACAGCCAGUUCAACGACGCCAUCCAGGAGGGCAUGUACUGGCAGAAGGGCGAAAAUGACUUUUUCCCAAGCAACUACUCCCAGUACCUAGGCAACGACGAUCAGGUUUUCUGGGGAUUAGCGGCGAUAACUGCCGCGGAACUAAACUUUCCAGAAAGAGACAACCAACCCUCAUGGGUUUCUUUAGCCGAGGGUGUCUUCAACGGACAGAUUCCUCGUUGGGAUAUGGCCAGUUGCAGCGGGGGUUUGCGAUGGCAGAUCUGGCCUUACCAGAAUGGCUUUCAUUUGAAAAACGCCAUCUCCAACGGAGGGUUGUUCCAGCUGUCAGCGCGUCUGGCACUAUAUACCAAGAACUCGACCUAUGCCGAAUGGGCUGAGAAAAUUUGGGAUUGGAGUGCAUCUACACCGCUGUUGAGAAAAACCUGGGUUAUAGCCGAUACAACUUCUACCGCUGCGGAUUGCAAGGAUCAUGGUGAUCAUCAAUGGACUUACAAUUAUGCCACGUAUAUAUCCGGUGCUGGUUAUAUGCACAAUUAUACUAAUGGCGCCGAAAGCAAAUGGCUCGAAGGCGUAAACGGACUGAUCAAGACAUCUGAUCAGUUUUUCCCCGAUUCCGGUGCAAAACAAAUCAUUUCCGAUAUCACCUGCGAGCCAAUCAAUAAAUGUGAUCGCAAUCAAAAAACAUUCAAGGCCUAUUUCACUUCUUGGAUCGGAUUCAUGUCCUUGAUAGUACCGACCGAGACCACGGCGGACUUGAUGGCGAGAUUCAAGAGUUCGGCUGUCGCUGCCGGUCAACAAUGCUCCGGUGGAAGCGAUGGGAAGCAUUGUGGAAUUCGCUGGACGAAGAAGGCAGAAUGGGAUGGAACUGUGGGCUUGGAGCAGCAGAUGUCUGUGUUGGGUGUCCUUAAUGCUAUCAUGGUCCCAUUCAAGGCUCAGGGACCUUACAAUGCUGACAACGGUGGGACAUCCAAAAGCGACCCACAUGGAGGCACCAACACUAAGAAUACCUUGGGCCCGAAAGAUGUCGAGACAGGUGACAAGGUUGGCGCAGGAAUAUUGACGGCGGUCUUUAUCAUACUCUGGGUCGGGGCUGUGUCUUGGAUUGUUAAAGCUGAGUAA